This is a messenger RNA of Acanthosepion pharaonis, 1149 nucleotides long. Lineage: Eukaryota; Metazoa; Mollusca; Cephalopoda; Sepiida; Sepiidae. The record is from the annotation of a GenBank genome assembly.
AUGAUUUUCCUCUUCCCUCUUCUAUGCAAUGUCUCUUUUCUCUCUUCUCUUAUGACAGGAUACAGGGAUGAUAUUAGCCUCUCUUCUCUUCUUGCAAUGUCUCUUUUCUCUGCUUACAUUAUGACAGGAUACAGGGAUGAUAUUCAUUUUCCUCUCCCCCUCUUCUAUGCUAUGUCUCUUUCCUCUGUUCUCAUGACGGGAUAUGGGAUGAUAUUCAUUUCCUCUUCCCUCUCUCCUGCUCUGAUACAGGGAUCUUCUUCUCCCUUCUAUUUAUUUCUCUUUUCUCUCUUUAUGACAGGAUACAGGGAUGAUUUUUCUCCCCCUCUUCUUAUACAGGAUACAGGGAUGAUAUUAAGCACCUCUUCCCUCUUCUAUGCUAUGUCUCUUUUCUCUGCAAUAAUGACAGGAUCAGGGAUGAUUUUAAGCACCUCUUCCCUCUUCUAUGCAAUGUCUCUUUUCUCUGUUUACAUUAUGACAGGAUACAGGGAUGAUAUUAAGCACCUCUUCCCUCUUCUAUGUAAUGAUACAGGGGAUGAUUUAAGCACACCUCUUCCCUCUUCUAUGCAAUGUCUCUUUUUCUCUGCUUACAUUAUGACAGGAUUCAGGGAUGAUAUUAAGCUCUUCACUCUUCCCUCUUCUAUUUUCUGUCUCUUUCUCUGCUUCAUUAUGACAGGAUACAGGGAUGAUAUUAAGCACCUCUUCCCUCUUCUAUGCUAUGGAUUUCCUCUUCACUCUUCCCCUCUUCUAAUUUCUGUCUCUUUUCUCUGCUCCCAUUAUGACAUUUACAGGGAUGAUGCCCCUUCACCCUCUUCCCCUCUUCUAUCUAUGACUCUUUUUCUCUUCUUUCAUUUUGACAGGAUGUCUCUUUUGAUAUUAUGUUUUUCCUCUUCCCUCUUCUCUCCUAUGAUGAUAUUUCUCACACUCUUCCUUCUUCUAUGUAAUCUCUUUUUUCUCUUACAUUAUGACAGGAUACAGGAUGAUCUCCUCAGUCUCUUCCUCUUCUAUGCUAUGUCUCUUUUCUCUGCUUAUCUUUUCUUCCAGGAUACGGGGAUGAUAUUACACACUCUUCCUCUUCUAUGCAAUGUCUUCUUUUUUCUGCUUACAUUAUUGGGAUACAGGGAUGAUAUUUCUUUUCUCUUCCCUCUUUAA